AUGAGAAUAAUACAACAAAUCCAGAAUCAGAUAUCGGAAGAUGAACAAUCUACACUCCAUGAGUUUCAUUUUAAUAUUACUGAAGCAAAUGAAAUGGAUGAUCAACCAACGGCAGAUUCUGGAGAGGCAUCAUUAAAUAAUGAUUCACAACAGGACCUUACUCCAGAUCAGCUGCAGCAGUUGUUCGCUCGAGCUAGCUCUGAACUGAUUGCAGAAUCAAUGGAUGAACAAGAAUUUUUUAAAUAUGAAGCAACAAUCAAAGGACCAAAAAGAAGUAAAGUAAUACAAACACCAUUUCCACCGCCUUCAGAAGAUCGUAAACAAGAUUUUCAUCUUGAUAUUGAACAAUUGAAACAACUAGCUAAACAAGAAGCAGGUCCAUUGAUCAUCGAAAGAUAUUCUCCAAGUGAAACACAAAUAAGUUAUCCAUUAACAAAUGUUACAAUAACAUUUAAUCAACCAAUGGUUGCUGUUUCAUCAUUAGAUGAUCAAAUAAAUAUCGAAGAUCUUGGUAUAUCAUUAACACCUACAAUAGAAGGUCAAUGGAGAUGGACAGGAACGAAAACAGUUCAAUUUGAAGCAGAACAUCGUUUACCAUAUUCAACAAAAUAUGUAUUAAAGGUUGACAAACAACAUUGUGUAUCAACAAUUGGAGGAAAAUUAGAAGAUGAACUGUUAUUCGAAUUUUCAACAACAACACUAAAUCUUCUUCAAGCCUUAAUAUAUCCAACAGUUUCAAUAUUGAAACCAAUCUGUUUUCUAUCCUUUGAUCAAAAAAUUGAUAGGAAUAGAAUUUUGCAGCAUUUCUGUGUAAUGAUCAGGGAUAAACAUGAAAUAACAAACAACGAAUUAGAACUAGUAGAUGAAGUUACAGCAAAAAAGGAAUUUAAAUCUUAUAUAGAUGCUACUAAAGGAAAUCAUGAGAAAUAUGUUGCAUUUACAUUUAAAAAUGAUUUACUAAAAGCAACACAAUAUACAGUUCAAUUGCCUGCAGGUUGUCCAUCAGCUGAAGGUCCAUUAGUGACAACAUCAACAUGGUCACGUAAUUUUCAGACUUAUGAACCUCUAAAAAUUACUGAUUGGUGUCCAAAUAAAAAAAAUGAACAUCAAUCAUCUAUUAGUCCUGGCCAUAGUUGGUCAGUAACAUUCAAUUAUGCUUUAGAUCAUUCAACUAUAAAUAAAUCAUUAUUCAAAAUCGAACCAGAAGUUAGUGCAUUAGGUAUUGCACAUAUCGAUUACAAUGAGCGAGAAAUAAUAAUACAUAAUAAUUCUAAACCAAAUACUAUCUAUACACUAGUUAUACAAUCAGGAAUAUUAAAAGAUAUUCAUGGUCAAACAUUAGAACAUGAUUAUUCUGAACAACCAAUUCAAUUUCAUGUACAUGAUUUCCCACCAUUAGUUGGUGAUCUAUCGGGUGUUACAGGUAUGAUUAUAAUGGAUCCUGGUGUAUUGGAUGAACCAUUUUAUCCAUUUGUGAUCGAUAAUUAUUCCGAAAUAACAUUACGUAUUAAUCGAGUCAAACCAAAACAUUAUCAUCCAAAUUUACCUUGUUUUCAGCGACAUUCUUACAAAAAUGAAGAAAAAGAAUCAGUUAUUGAAUUACCUGGAGAAAAAUUACUAAAUAAAGUUAUACAAACCAAUUGUGAACGUGAUGUAUCAAAAGUAAUCAAAGUGCCUUUGAAAGCAUAUUUAACAAAAAAUUCUGGAGUCGGUCAAUUGAUUGUCGCCAUUGAGCCAACACAAAAAGCAUGGAAUGAAUGUCAACAUAAGCAUUGGGAACGUAGAGAAAUUGUAUCAGCCUGGUUACAAUGUACUCGAUUAGCAGCUGAUGUAUUUGUUUUUCCAGCGACAGAUGUUAGAUUAACUGUAUGGAUUACUGAAUUAAUGACUGGUGCACCUGUCAAUCAAGCAAUUGUUUCGAUAGGGGACAAGAAAGAAGAAACACGUCAACAAGGAUUAUGCACUAUCUCAAACUAUAAAUCUAAAAAUAAUAAAUCAAGAAAUGAAAUACUAAUCGUAAAAAAAGAUCAUGAUCUAUAUAUGCUAACAGAUAUUUAUUGUCAUGCAUCCAAUCUUAAUGAUUACGUUUGGCAUGUAUUUAAUGAUCGAAAUCUAUAUAAACCAAAUGAAGAUGUGCAUAUCAAAGGAUAUGUUCGAUUAUUAGAAGUAAAAGGUGAUGCAAAAUUACCAACUUAUGCUGAAGGUGUCAUUGAUUAUACUGUUUAUUAUCCUCGUGGUGAAAAACUUCGAGAAGCAAAAGUUAAAUUAAAUAAUUAUGGUGCAUUUGAUAUCAAGUUUACAAUACCUGACAAUGUUAAUUUAGGUGAUGGAUACGUAUUCUUCAGUUUAUCAGAUGGAAAAGGCUGUACAAAACAUGAUUUUAAAGUUCGAGAGUUUCGUAGACCAGAGUAUGAAGUUUCAUCAGUGACUCGACCAUCAAUCGUACAUUAUUGUCAUCCAAAUAAUGGCGAAUACGUUAUAGCUACUUGCCAAGGAAAAUUAUUUGCUGGUGGUUAUUUAAGUUAUGCCAAUGUUCAAUGGGCAGUACACGCUGAAACAACAACAUUUACACCAGCCAAUCGAUCUGAUUAUACAUUUGGACAAGCUCAACCAUUCUUUUGCUGGUUUGGUUAUAGUAAUGAUAACAAAAUAAUAUAUCCAACAGAAUAUUUUCAAGGUAUAACAGAUAAUAAAGGUACACAUGAAAUAAAGAUUACUUAUCAUGGUAUUGAAAAAGAGCCAAGACCAACAAUAAUUCGUGCAUUAGCAUCUAUUACUGAUUUAAAUAAUCAAACACAGGAAACUCAAACACAGUUUCUUAUUCAUCCAUGCAUGUAUUAUGUUGGAUUUCAAUUAGUAGAUAAUUAUGGUAAAAAAGAUAAACCUGUACAAACAAAAGUCAUUGUUACAGAUAUUGAUGGAAAUUUAAUUGAUAAUAUUUCAAUUGAAUGUAAAAUAGUUGGCAUUGGUCAAGAAAAAAAAGAAGAUGAAAGUGGUUUAACAGUAUUUGAAGAAAUAAAAGAUGAACAACAAUUUAUAAAUGUUAGUUCGAAUAAAGAUGCAAUUAAUAUGGAUUUUAUACCAAAAUUAGGCGGUCGAUACAAUGUAUUAUAUACUGUCAAAGAUGAGCAAGGACGAUUAGGUAUGAGUUUCUAUGAUAAUCUUUAUAUUGCUGGCGGUAGUGGAAAAGAAAUGGGGAAAAAAAAGGUUGUAUAUGUUGCAAUUGAUACAUUGACAAUUAUACCUAAUGUAACAAAUUACCAACCAGAUGAUACAUGUGAAUUAUUAAUCUUAGCACCUUUUAGUCCAGCUAAUGGUUUAGUUAUGUUUAAUUGUGAAGGUCAAAUUUCUCAACCAAUACAUUUCCACAUUGAACCUGAAAAAGAUUCAACAACUGUUGAAUUUAAAAUAUCAAAAGAUUGGAUACCAGGAUUUACUGCUCGUGUUGAAUUAACAGGUUCUCUUCCAAGAGAAACAGAAACAGUUAAUUCAUCAAAUCGUCCGGCGAUCGCUAUUGGUACAGUAUCAUUAGAAGUCUCAAGAGAUUUAUAUAAACUAAAUAUAUUAGUUAAUACAAAAGAAACAAAUAAAACGUAUAUACCAUCAUCAAUCGUUCAUAUAGAUGUUAAUGUUACACAAUAUACAGAUAAAGUACCUGUAGACAAAGUAGAAGUUUGUCUAAUUGUUGUUGAUGAAGCUAUUUUAUCAUUAACUGAUUAUAAAUUAACUAGUCCAUUAGAUAUAUUUUAUCCUAAACGGUCAACGAAAAUUACAGAAUAUCAUGGUAGAAACCGUUGUUUAUUAUUCAAUAUGCAAGAUAUAGAACAAUUUAAGAAUGAUAUACAAGAAAUACCAGGUGAAAAUGACCGUUUAGGAUACAUGAUGUGUGACCGGAUGAUGGAAUGUUGUAGGACUAUGCCAACGGCUUUUUCGAGUAGCGGUUUACCUGGAGCUGGUGAUGAUGAACAAAAGAUAGCUGUUCGAUCGAAUUUCAUUCCAUUGGCAUGUUGGGUACCAUCAUCAAUUACUAAUUCAUCAGGAUAUGUUUCAUUUGAAUUUAAGUUACCUGAUAAUUUAACACGCUAUCGUGUAUGGGCCAUAGCAACAACUGAUAAACAAUAUGGUUUAGGUGAAAUGUCAUUUACUGUUCAAUUACCAAUUAUGAUUCGACCUUCACCACCAAGAUUUCUUAAUUAUGGAGAUACAGCUCAUUUUUCAGUUGUUUUACAAAAUCAAACUGAUCAAUCAUUAUUAUUACAUGCUGGUUUAAAAGCAACUAAUGCAAAAAUAAUAACAUCAGAAGAAAAUCAACAAGUAGCUGGUUAUGCAAUUCAACUCCAAGCAAGUAAACGAGCUGUACUUACAUUUCCAAUAUCGACAACUGAUUCAGGUACAGCGCGAUUUGAAUUUAUAGUCAGCACUGCCACAAAUGAAUCACAAACAUCAUUUGGUGAUGCAAUUGAAUUAAGUGUACCUGUCUUUACACCAGCAACAUCUGAAGCAUUUGCAACAUACGGUGAUAUAUGUGAAGAAGAAGUUGUUUACCAACCAAUAAAAGCACCAGAGAAUGUUAUUCCACAAUUUGGUCAAUUAUCAAUAUCAACAAGUUCAACAGCAUUAGCUUCAUUAACAGAUGCAAUUAUUUCACUUUAUACAUAUCCAUAUGAAUGUACAGAACAAUUAAGUUCAAGAUUAUUAGGUAUACUAUUAUUAUCAGGUGUUUUACAAGCAUUUAAUUGUAAAGAUUUACCAGAUAUAUCAAUAAUGACAACUAAAUUACAAUCAGAUAUGAAUACAUUGAAAUGUCGCCAAUUCUCUAAUGGUGGAUUUGGUUAUUGGACAAAUAGAGAUGAUUCUUAUGCAGAUCCAUUUAUAAGUGUACAUGUUGCUGCUUGUUUAAAUAUUGCUUUAAGAACACAGAUAUGUAAUGUUGACAUGAAUAUGCUGGACAAUGUAUUGAACUAUCUUACAAAUAUUGAAUCUGAAAUUGAUAAAUUACCAUAUAGUGAAUAUUGGUGUGAAACAACUCGAUUUAGUUUGAUUUGUUAUGCAUUAUGUGUACGUGCGAAACAUCGUCAAAUGGUAGCUAAUGAAGCAUUAGAAUUAUUUGCACGAAGUGGAUUGAAUAAACUUAGUUUAGAAGCAUUAGGAUGGUUAUUAAUUGCAUUAAACAUAGAGAAAAAUGAUAAGACAAAUCAAUUAAUUGAUUCAAUAUAUAACCAUUUAAAAGGUAAAGUAAGUGAAACAAGUGAAACAGCAAAUUUUAUAACAUCCUAUGGUGAUGAUGGUCAAUCAGUUAUGUUACAUUCAGAUCAACGAACAGAUGCUAUUUUAUUAGAAGCAUUAUUAUAUACAAAUCCAAACUCAACUCUUUGUACGAAAUUAUGCAAAGGUUUACAAGCACAUAAAGUGAAAGGUGCAUGGAAAUCAACACAAGAAAAUUGUUUUGUAUUAAGUGCAUUAGCGAAAUAUUUUCAUAUAAAAGAAAGGGAUACACCAGAUUUUACUGCUAAUAUUUGGUUAGAUAAUGAUUAUUGUGGCCAACAUCAAUAUAAAGACCAAACAGCAGAUAUAUAUACAAUAGAUAUUCCAAUGAAAAUAGUUUUGUCACCAUCAUCAUCCAAUGCAGAAAUCAAUGAUCAGAACAAAGAUCUGAUCAUACAAAAAGAUGGCACCGGUCGAUUAUAUUAUCGUAUUGGAUUAAAUUAUGCUCCGUUAAGCUUACAAUUAGAUGCUGUUAAUUAUGGUUUUAAAAUUGAACGAACAUACAUGGCUAUCGAUGAUCUUUCUCAUGUCCAAAAACAAUCUGAUGGUAUAUGGAAAUUUAAGUUAGGUAAAAAAAUCAAGGUUAUAUUAACAAUGACUGUUACACAACGACGAUAUCAUAUAGUAUUAGUUGAUUAUUUACCUGCUGGGUGUGAGGCAUUAAAUACACAAUUGAAAGGUACAAUUACAGGUGAUACAGACUCAUCAGUAACAAGAUCAAAUCGAAAUAAUCGUUAUUUUGGAUGUCGACCACAUUCGAUUCUUGGUUGGGCUGAACAUGAAAAUUUAAGAGAUGAACGUGCUGAAGCAUUUCGAUCAUUAUUAUGGCCUGGUGUAUAUGAAUGGAGUUAUGUUAUGCGUGCAACAUGUGCUGGAACAUUCAUAAUGCCACCAGCAAAAGCGGAAGAAAUGUAUUCCCCAGAAAAUUUUGGUCGAUGCGCAACAGAAAAGGCUAUUAUUAACUAA
This is a messenger RNA of Adineta steineri, 6231 nucleotides long. NCBI's taxonomy places the organism in Eukaryota, Metazoa, Rotifera, Eurotatoria, Adinetida, Adinetidae. The record is from the annotation of a GenBank genome assembly.